Messenger RNA from Terrapene triunguis (Three-toed box turtle), 3350 nucleotides. It is a transcript of the gene ARL2, whose product is annotated as ADP ribosylation factor like GTPase 2. Lineage: Eukaryota; Metazoa; Chordata; Testudines; Emydidae. Gene Ontology annotation, molecular function: GTP binding; GTPase activity. Bases 2158 to 2817 code for a protein of 219 amino acids. The transcript has 8 exons. Gene Ontology annotation, cellular component: microtubule cytoskeleton; cytoplasm. The record is from RefSeq and is a predicted model, not a curated record. Gene Ontology annotation, biological process: protein folding.
GCCUCCACUACAAGCUUGAGUGAAUAUACCACUCCCCUUGUCCCCUAUCUGCGCUUCUUCCUCUUCUGGUGCUCUCGGGUUAGCUAUUUGGCAGUCCAGAGGGCACCCUCUGGUGAGAGCGCAAGGCUAGCAGGACUCAUGGGUUCUAUUCCCAGCAACUCCCUUCCCCUCCCUGUGCCUCGGUUUCCCCACAGCAGAGAUUGCGUUGAAAUCUUUGGGUAAGCACUGAAUGUGCAAAGAGAUCUUGGUUUCUUGCUGGGGAUGCUGCCUCCACCCAUCUAAAGCGCUCCCCCUCCCCUCCCCUUUAUGAUGUCCUCUGGCUAGCUCAUGUUCCUGCCCUUACUGGGUUUGAAGAUCUAGGGACAGACCCACUCCUUAGCACAUGCAUGUCUCAGCCUGGGGAUCGCUUUGGUCAUUCCAGAUCCCCCUGCAUGCAUCCGCAUAGGGCUAGCACACCCUGCCUCCAUUUGCUUUUUAGUAGCUGUCGUCAGUUGCCAGAGACGAUGGCAUAGGAAUCCAUUGCGCUGCUGAAUAGUCAGCUUGAGCUGCUUUCUCUCCUAGGAGCAGACUCGGGGCAGAACGUGGUCACCCGCUGGGGCCAGGAAUUGCACCCCCCAUUGGUACAGCAUUGGGUAAUGCCUUCUCUUGAUGUGGGAUACAGAACUAGGUGGACCACUGGUGUGUGAGAGAAGUGAUAGAGAGACCCUUUCAUUCCCCCAGCAGCACGUCUGGGAGGUGAAGGGGGAGCCUCAGAAAAAAACAGCCGACAGGGUAACCGUCUCCCUCUGGCAUCUGUCCAUGGCAGAUUGAGGUAAGGCAGAAAGACCUCCCCAAUGAGUGUUUGAGCCUUUGUUUGUUGGAGACGAUGCUGCGAGCAGGGGAGUGGGGUACUGGGGGGAAUGGUGUAGUGGUUAGAGCAGGGAGAGUCUACCCCAAUAGCUUGUAGACAGAUCACUUCCCCUGCCUGCUUCAGUUUCCCCAUGUGUGACUGAGGGAGCAUUUCAGUGCCUGGAGAGCCUCUAAUGGAAAGGGCUGUAGAAGCACCAUUGCCAUUCAGCCCGGGCUCAAAGGUCAGACUCCUUCUAUCCCCUGACCAUGGGGGUGCGGCGUGAUGUGCCCCAAGAACAGAAUUUGGAAGAGCCCAGCAGCUCAGGGGAAGCCGCUCUGAGCAUCCAAUCAGAACGGUCUGGAUCUGGCCGUGGGGGAGCAUUAGGGAGCAAGUCUUAGUUCCAUAAGCAUCCAAAGAGGGGGCGCGGUAUCUGCUUUCAGCACAGUUCAUGGACAGACAUUUGUCAGCCUGACUUCUGAGCCAUCCUGUUGGGACUAUCAAGUCUGCUGACUCCACAGAGUCCUUGGAGCUGGCACCUCUGUGUUUAAAUCUGUUCAUUUUACGCUGAAGGCCAGCUGUUAACCCAAGCUCCUCCAGGCCAAGGGGAAACCAAAGGGCAGGAUGCAAAGCCCCUAGAUCCUUUUAGAAACUCAGGCAGGAGGGGCUAGUGAAUCUAACUCGCCCAUCUAUUCUAGAUUGACCCUAUCCCAAAGAGACCUUACAUCAAGGUAACCCCCAGACCAGGAACUCUGUUGGCCUCAGCUGACAUGUCAGGGGAAGAGCAGGAUUUCUGGAGGACCCACCAAGCAUCCUGCUAGCAGAGGUGAAAGAUGACUUGAGGGAUUCCCCGAAGAUCUCCCAGUCUCUUCUCUCUAACCACUGUGAGCCUUAAACACCCAGGGGGAAUCCAACCUGAGAUGAAGCAGGAGAGCAGAGCGGAUUGGGCCUUCUCUCUGUCUCUCUCUCUCUCUCUCUCUCCCUCCCAGCCCAACUCCACCAUCCCUUGUUCUGCGAAAGCAGCGAGCUCCGUCCCCGCCACAGUGCUCUGGAUGCUGUCGGAAGGCUCCCUGCUCGCUUCCCUCCUUGAUCCCUGCCCCCUGACGUGGGGGGUCCCGCAACAGAGAUGGGGCCAGCAGAGCUCGUGUGCGGGACGAGAACGGAGGCAUCUCUACCACCGGGUACCUCCAGCAAUAGUCUCGACUCCCUGUUAAUUGCAAUUGGCUCCAGCAGAGAAGGAUGGAGUGCGGGGACUGCAGGCUCCUCUGCAUUGGAUGAGCAUGGUGAGCUGCUCCUGAGGUUGGGGGUGGACCUUGUAGUGAGUGCACCCAAUGGAGAUCAACGAUGUGAUGAUUGGCGGCGACGGGACCCAAUGGGCGCUGGUCCGUGGGAAGCAGGUACCGGGCGGGGCGGAAGAGGCGGCUGGACUGCUGGUGAUGGGGCUGCUGACUAUUCUGAAGAAGAUGCGACAGAAGGAGCGGGAGCUGCGGCUUCUCAUGCUUGGCCUAGACAAUGCUGGCAAAACCACCAUCCUGAAGAAGUUCAACGGGGAGGAUAUCGACACCAUCUCGCCCACACUGGGCUUCAACAUCAAAACCCUGGAGCACCGGGGGUUCAAGCUGAACAUCUGGGACGUGGGCGGACAGACAUCCCUGCGCUCCUACUGGCGCAACUACUUUGAGAGCACGGAUGGUCUCAUCUGGGUGGUGGACAGCGCUGACCAGCAGCGCCUGCAGGUCUGCAAACAGGAGUUGCAGAGCCUCCUGGUGGAAGAGCGCCUGGCCGGAGCUACCCUGCUCAUCUUCGCCAACAAACAGGACCUGCCGGGAGCACUGUCCUCCAAUGCCAUCCGGGAGGCCUUGGAACUAGACAGCAUCAAAAGCCACCAUUGGUGCAUCCAGGCCUGUAGUGCCUUCACUGGGGAGAACCUGCUGACGGGGAUCGACUGGCUCCUGGAUGAUAUUUCCAGCCGGAUCUUCACCACGGACUGACCAUGCCCCAGACGUGGCCCACUCCUUUGUGGGGGGGCUGCAGGAGUGGGGGUGGGGCUGCAUCCAAGCUUUGAACAGAGUUCCCAGGACCAUGUGGCUGUUGUUUCCAUGGACCCUCCCAUCAUGCUUUCCUCCAACAGUCAGUCACCGGGACAGCAACUCCCCUUGGAUUCGGCCUAGAUCCCAGCUGCCCCCUGGAAUGAUGCAUGGCUUAGUGCCCCUGGCCCGGGUCUCGUGCAUGCGUUUCAGGGUUUGAGCCUCUAAUGCUGGCAAUCAAUUGGACCCAAAUGAUGGGGGAAGCUGGGGAAGCAGAGGGACCAGGCCAUUUAUAGUCACGGGGGUGGGGGCUGAGGCCCCAUCACUGGAGCACAAGGCCUGUUGAACUGUGUGUAUGAGUGGGACUGGUAGAGAGGAACUCCCCCCACCCAAAAAAAAAAAAAAAAAAAAAAACCACCAACCAAACACCCCCACCUCUGUAUCAAACAUUCACUCAUAUUUUUCAUCGCCUGCGCUAAUAAAAUCAGUGGCCUAUG